CUCUUCCCGCCACCGGGUCAGGUCAAAAUGGCGACGCGUUCCGUGUAAAGGAGGUCGAAGGAGCUGCCGGCUUCGGAGCUGAGAACAUGUAUAAGACGCCAUGUAGUCGACUCACAGGUUUGUUUGGAGUAAGCAUACAACAAAAACUGGUCGGCCAUCAUGGACCGCGAUGCAACCAGACCGCUCGCAGCCUCCUCCAGCUGCACAGAAGAGAGCCGUCACACUGGCUGACCUAUCAGCAUCUCAUCUUCCUGAAACGGCAGUAUGUGGCCAAGAACAUCGGAGAGCUCCACCAGCGCGCCGCCCCCAAGCAGGCCCCCGCGCUCUCCGUGGUGGACGAGCCUGACGACGCCGUCAAAAGGCAGGUCCAGAGAGUUCCCGUCAUCCAGUCGCCGGUUGCAGAGGAAGCGUCCGUCUCAGUCUCCGGCGCGGCGACCAAAACCUCGCAGGAGACGCCCCACAUUCACAUGGAGACGGACGAGGCGCGGGACGCUCGUCUGGACCGACAGUGGAAGCAGCAGAAGGUCGACGUGGCCGACCUGCCGGACGUCUACGCCCGGCUCACCAAAAUAAAACUCACAGCACUCGUGGUUAUGACUGCGGCUGCUGGUUACGCAAUGGCCCCGGUGCCCUUUGACCCCGUCAUUUUCUCGGUGUCGUGCCUGGGAACGGGUCUGGCCUCCUGUGCAGCCAACUCCAUAAACCAGUACUUUGAGGUGCCUUUCGACUCCAACAUGAACCGAACCAAGAACCGCCCGCUGGUCCGAGGGCAGAUCAGCCCCCUCCACGCCGUGACCUUCGCCCUGGCGUGCGGCGUCUCUGGAGUGGCCCUGCUGACGUGGGCGGUGAACCCCCUGACGGGCUUCCUGGGCGCCCUCAACAUCGCCCUGUACACGUGCUGCUACACGCCGCUCAAGAGGCUCACCAUCGCCAACACGUGGGUGGGCGCCGUGGUGGGCGCCAUCCCGCCCAUCAUGGGCUGGACGGCCGCCACGGGCUGCCUGGACGCAGGUGCGCUGGUGCUGGGGGGCUUCCUGUACAGCUGGCAGUUCCCCCACUUCAACGCCCUCAGUUGGAACCUGAGGGAGGACUACUCGCGUGGCGGCUACCGCAUGAUGUCGGUCACGCACCCCGCCAUGUGUCGCCGCGUGGCCCUGCGUCACAGCCUGGCGCUGGUGGGCCUCUCCACGCUGGCGCCGGCGGUGGGCAUGACCACGUGGAUCUUCCCCGCCGCCGUGCUGCCCAUCAACGCUUACAUCAGCUUCCUGGCCUUCCGCUUCUACCGACGAGGCGACCGCGCCAGCGCCCGCAAGCUGUUCUUCUGCAGCCUGUGGCACCUGCCCAUGCUGCUGCUGCUGGCGCUCACCUGCAAGAAGCCUCGCCAGGAGCGUCAGCGCCACGACAACGCCGACGCCACCGCCCCGCGCAGCUGAUGCGGCGCUCCCAAAGAGGGGACGGACACUUCCUUUUCACACAGCACCUGUCGGGUCAACAUGUGCCCCGUUUUCUGGCGUCGGGUUACAUCGCCAUCACAUAAAAGGAAGGAGGCCAAGGCCGAGGCCGCCAGAGCCCAAACGUCCUCGUAAAGUCUCGUCCGAGGGGAUCCGGAGAGUCCGGGGAGGGGAUUGAUCGGGCCAGCUGUUUGGAUCCAGAGGAGGAAGAAGAGAGGAUUGGAUGUCACCUUCGUGAUCGCCAACCACAAAAAAACAUUAAAACAAGAUUUGACGGUAAAAAACAAACAAACUGGCAUCUCUGUUGCUUGAAUUUUAGCGUUAA
Messenger RNA from Nerophis lumbriciformis (worm pipefish), 1776 nucleotides. The record is from RefSeq and is a predicted model, not a curated record. NCBI's taxonomy places the organism in Eukaryota, Metazoa, Chordata, Actinopteri, Syngnathiformes, Syngnathidae.